CUUUUUGUGGCAGAAAAUAAAACAUCGGGGGGAAAAAAGUCCCUAAUCGUUUUCGCACACUAGCUGUGCAUGCCGUUCACAUGCACACGACGAAGACACUACGCAUGUUUAUGAAUGGUGGAUCAAGAGCUCGACUUGAAAACCGACUUGAAAGACAGAAAGAUGCCGAACGUCAAAGUGUUUAGCGGGUCAUCCCACAUUGAUUUGGCUCAGAAGAUUGUAGAUAGAUUGGGACUUGAGGUUGGAAAAGUUGUCACGAAGAAGUUCAGUAAUCAAGAAACAUGUGUUGAGAUUGGUGAGAGUGUCCGUGGGGAGGAUGUUUACAUCGUACAGAGCGGAUGUGGUGACAUCAACGAUAACUUGAUGGAGUUGCUCAUCAUGAUCAAUGCCUGUAAGAUUGCCUCAUCGUCUCGUGUCACCGCCGUCAUUCCUUGCUUUCCAUACGCAAGACAAGACAAGAAAGAUAAAAGUCGUGCUCCAAUUUCAGCUAAGCUGGUUGCAAACAUGCUUUCUGUAGCCGGAGCUGACCAUAUUAUCACAAUGGACCUCCAUGCAUCUCAAAUACAGGGGUUCUUCGACAUUCCUGUUGACAACCUGUAUGCUGAGCCAGCCGUACUGAAGUGGAUUAAGGAGAAUAUACCAACUUGGGAGAAUUCUAUCAUUGUCUCACCAGAUGCUGGUGGUGCAAAGAGGGUAACGUCAAUUGCAGAUCGUCUGAAUGUAGAGUUCGCUUUGAUCCACAAAGAGCGGAAGAAGGCUAACGAGGUCGCAUCAAUGGUCCUCGUGGGUGACGUCAAAGACCGUGUGGCAAUCCUCGUGGAUGACAUGGCCGACACCUGCGGAACUGUUUGUGAAGCGGCUAGAAAACUCAAAGAUGCUGGAGCUCUCAAGACCUACGCCAUCUUGACCCACGGCAUCUUCUCAGGCCCGGCCAUAUCGCGCAUCAACAACUCUUGCGUUGAGCAGGUCGUUGUGACCAACACCAUCCCUCAGGAGGAGAAUAUGAAGCAGUGCAGUAAAAUCACGGUAAUCGACAUUUCCAUGAUGUUGGCCGAAGCAAUCCGCAGAACGCAUAAUGGCGAGUCAGUGUCGUAUCUCUUCAGUCAUGUCCCACUCUAAGUUUGACGUUUCCCAAACCAGACUAAUUCUGUGUACAUUGUACAUAAACACAGGGCACAAUUUCACAAAGUGCUUAGCACAAAACAAAUCUUUGUGGGCUCGAACUGGAUACCAUCUGAAAUGCUUUGUAAUGGAUUUUGUGUGAGCGAUUCCCUGGUAAUUUCUGCUUAGCAAAGAUGUUUAUAAUUGAGAAAUUUGUGCAGGUUGUCAGUUUGAACACAUCUAUGUUUGAAGAAAGGGCUUGGUGCAAGCUGCGUAAAAAUGCUUAUUUCACACAUAUCUAUAUAUAUGGUGCUUUUAAAGGCCAGUUGUUUUUGUCUGUAGUACCUGGCCCUCUUCACACUACAGAGCAAAUACCCAGGAAGUGAAACCCUAGGAAACUCCUGGGGAAUUUGAACCCUCUGUCACCCCAUCUUUGUUAAACACUUGAUGUUGUUUUCAGGGAAAAAGUUGUACACUCUGUGUGCUAACCAUUGGGUUAUCCAGUUUAAAGGAUUUUGGUACUUUUUAUAACACAAACCACAAUGUCCACAGAUUUACAUUAAACUUACACUGUUUGAA
Messenger RNA from Asterias rubens (European starfish), 1680 nucleotides. RefSeq names its product ribose-phosphate pyrophosphokinase 2. NCBI's taxonomy places the organism in Eukaryota, Metazoa, Echinodermata, Asteroidea, Forcipulatida, Asteriidae. The transcript is spliced from 7 exons. Gene Ontology annotation, molecular function: magnesium ion binding; ribose phosphate diphosphokinase activity. Gene Ontology annotation, biological process: ribonucleoside monophosphate biosynthetic process; 5-phosphoribose 1-diphosphate biosynthetic process; purine nucleotide biosynthetic process. The record is from RefSeq and is a predicted model, not a curated record. The coding region runs from base 115 to 1119 and encodes 334 amino acids. Gene Ontology annotation, cellular component: cytoplasm; ribose phosphate diphosphokinase complex.